Molecule: messenger RNA, 1791 nt
Organism: Fusarium poae
Lineage: Eukaryota; Fungi; Ascomycota; Sordariomycetes; Hypocreales; Nectriaceae
Exons: 3
Coding region: 1-1791 (596 amino acids)
Biological process (GO): translation
Cellular component (GO): mitochondrial small ribosomal subunit; ribosome
Molecular function (GO): structural constituent of ribosome
Source: RefSeq, a predicted model, not a curated record
AUGAUCCUGAGGAACGCCCCCGUGCGGCAUUGCCGCCACACAAUGGCGUCUCCCAUCUCCAGAUCCAUCCUCAGGCGAAUGUCCACCCAGGUCACCCCCAAGACUGAGGCUGCAUCCGAGGCGAAGGAGUGGACGACUUCUCAGGCCACUUCCACUCCUCCUAAGAUUGUUUCAGCGGCACGAAAGAAGCAGCGAAUUGUACAGGACGGCAUUAUAUCCCUCAGGACCAACUCUGCGCACGAGCAUAGGGUUUCAGCAUGGACAACACCCAACAAGAACUCGAACUCUGCGACUCCGGCGACGCCUGCUCAGCAGUACAGGGAAUGGCAGCGUAUUCAGGCCAACACACGAAGUCUUGGUUCGAAACUUGUGAAACGAUAUAUCCCCACCGAGCUUGUCAACAACCCACCAGGACCUGAGGAUGUCACUCUGGAGCUGUUGCUGGCUUCUCAAACGCAUAUUGGGCACAAGACUUCGCUAUGGAACCCUGCUAACUCUCGCUACAUUUAUGGUGUACGUCAGGGUGUGCACAUGAUCUCUCUCGAGACAACUGCGGCACAUCUUCGACGUGCGGCUCGUGUGGUAGAGGAGGUUGCUUACAAGGCUGGUCUGAUUCUGUUUGUUGGAAACCGCAAGGGCCAAAUGGAGAUUGUUACUCAGGCUGCCGAGAUGGCUGGUGCUUGUCACUUGUUCACCAAAUGGACUCCUGGUGGCAUCACCAACCGAGAUGUCAUCUUGAAGAUGGCUGGUACAAAGGUUGUGGACCACAAAGACGUGGAGCUUCCUGGGUUUGAGAACUACAGAGGUUCGGCUCGACCAUUGAUGCCCGAUCUGGUUGUUUGCCUGAACCCUCUUGAGAACUACACUCUUUUGUACGAGUGCGGUCUCAAGAGUAUUCCCACCAUUGGUGUCAUUGACACCAACGCUGACCCAUCAUGGGUAACUUACACCAUUCCUGCCAAUGACGACAGUCUACGAGCUAUGGCUGUCGUUGGUGGUGUUCUAGGCCGAGCUGGUCAACGUGGUUAUCAACGACGAAUGGCAGAUGCUAAGAAAGACAAGUCUACUUGGCAAAACCCCACUGAUAUUGUCCAACACAUGAACCGUGAGAGGAAGGUGGCUAUUGCUGAACGCAAGAACGUUAUGGGUCAAAUGCAGCACAACCUGGAGGGUUUCAAUGAGGAAGAGCAGAAGAUUCUACGGGAACAGUUUUACGGAGAGGAGCCCGAGGUCACCGAAACCGACCUGAUUAAAGUGAUGGCAGAGACCGCCUCGGUAGAAGAUAAGCCUACUGCUGCUGGCUCGACGUCAGGCUCCAGGUUAGCCAUAAUUGAGGAGGAGCUAUCAGUUCUCAAGGCCGCCGCCGAGGGUAUUGAGGCCGAGGCACACUCUGCUACCAAUCCUGCUCCAGCUUCCUCUGAGCAGCCUGUUAUCUCCGAGGUGGUCGUCGAAGCCCAAGUUGAGACUCAGACUGCCGAGUCAUCACCUGACUCAAGGUUGGCGAGCAUUGAAGAGCAGUUAUCAAGCCUUCAGGCUGUAGCUGAGGCCAUCGAGGCCGAGGCGCAAUCCGCUACUAAGCCUGUAGAGUCAGUCCCUGCUGCGCCCGAAGAGCCUAUCGUCUCCCAUGUAGUUGUCGAGGCCCAGGCCGAAGCUCAGGUCGAAAGUCAGAUCGAGACUCAACCUGUUGAAUCAACAAGCAACUCGAGGUUGACAAGCAUUGAGGAACAAUUAUCGGGAUUGAAGGAUGCAGCGGAGGCUAUUGAGGCCCACAUCAAAAGCGGCAAGCAAUAG